AUGCCUGUUAAAAAGGUCGAGAAACGCUCUCACUGGUUGAAAAAGAUUUUCAAAGGGCGUAAAUCCAGCUCACCAGCGCUCGCAGCCACACCGAGUUCAGAGCAAUCUUCCGUUCACGAACUGCGCUUUAGCAAUACCCAGGAACCAACAGCAAAAGAUUCACGCCUGCCGAAAGCCGAUUUGACCCUCAAAAAUGCGAGAGAAUCUGCCCAAUGCGAUGGCGCACCAAAACGAAUAUCUCAGCCAAGUCCGACCACCGAAACCCCGCCCCAACAGUCACCAUUGACAGUACAGCCUAUUGAGCAACAAACACCUGUUCAGUCCAUGUCCCAGAGACUUUGGGGAACCGCUUAUGAGGCCCUUGAAAGCGAUGACGAUACUGCAAAGCUUGUCAGACGAUAUUCGGAGACGUUACAAAGAGUGCUUGGAGACAACGGUCCCGCGAUUGCUACGUUCGACAGUGGUUCGACCGAACGGAAAGGACAGAAAGAUCGACAGAUAGUAAUGAAAGAACUAGUGGAGAGAGGUCGGCAAAAGGUCUCCAAAGCAUCGGAAUUACCCACAGCAGUGGGCAAUGUUGCUCAAUUCAUUCUUUCUGCCAAAACCAUGAUCGACGUGGCGGUCCAAAGUGUACCCCAGGCCGCCUUGCCAUGGGCAGGUAUACUUUCCAACCCCAUGAAUGCCCUGAAGUCGAAUCUUGCUGGCAUUGUUCAUGUCAUCUCCAGGAUGGACUGGUACUGCGCUCUGACCGAAGAUUUCUUGAGCGAUGACAGCAUUGAAGUUGGAGGGGAAUCCCUCCAAGCAGUCAAACAAUACCUGGAGGAUAGAGUCAUCACGCUCUACAAGGCUCUUCUCUUGUACCAGAUGAAAAGCGUCUGCGCCUACUAUAGACAUCAGGGCCUCGUUUUCCUCCGCAACCUUGUGUUUUUGGAUGAUUGGGAUGCCGACCUCAAGGCCGUUACAGAUGCCGAAACAACCCUGCAGGGGGACUUGGAUCAAUACGGAAAGCAGCAUACAAAGUAUUCUCUGACGGAGCUCAUCAAGAGCUCCCAGGGGAUGGAGGGACUUCUCCAGGGCAUUGCUCACGAAAUUCGAGAGCUGAUUGCUCAAAAUAAAGCAAUGCAGACGGAUGAAAAGGACGAGCGAUGUCUCCAAGAUCUCUUUAUCGUGGACCCACAAGAUGACAUGGAGAAAAUCGAGCAAAGCAAGGACAAAUUACUAGGCGAGGCGUACAGAUGGAUUCUCAGCACAGAUGAAUUUGCCGGUUUGACAAAUUGGAGCAACAGCGGGUCUUUGCCACCCUGUCGUGUGCUGUGGAUCCAAGGCCACGCGGGAACGGGGAAGACGAUGCUCUUGAUCGGAGUUGUACGUGAACUGUCAAGCUACUCCGCCAAGUUGGCACCCCACGUUGCGCAGUUCUUCUUUCAAGGAACGGAUCAAACACUUAAUACCGCGACAGCGGCUCUGAGGUCUCUAGUCUGGUUGCUUCUGGUUCAGCAGCCACACUUGAUAUCACAUUUGAGAUCCAAGCACAAGCAUGCAGGUUCUUCACUUUUUGAAGGCGAUGGGGCAUUUAUCUCUCUGUCAAAUGCGUUCAAGGGCAUGUUGACAGACCCCACUUUAUCGCCGGUGUAUCUCGUUCUCGACGCUUUGGAUGAGUGUGAACAGGGAUUGAAUCAAAUGGUUCAACUUAUCUCUGAGUCCCUUGCUCUCACAGACAAAGUAAAAUGGCUUGUUUCCAGUCGUCCAACGAUCCGGUUAAGAAUCCCGGAACUGGCAGGUUUGCUGGUAGAGUUGGACGCUCAAAGGCUGCAAGAUCCUGUCAACGAAUACAUAGGAUAUAGGAUUUCUACUCUGAAAGGCAGAGAGGGCUAUGACGAUUUGGUUCUGGCAGAAAUUGAGCGCGAAGUACGUCGGAAGGCUGAAAACACCUUUCUUUGGGUGGCCCUCAUGUUCAAAGAACUCGACGCUGGAUAUGAAAGCCUGAAUCCUGCGCAUGGCGCAUACGCCCUUGAGAUCGUUCAAAGCAUUCCUUCUGGUCUGUCGAAAGUUUAUGACCACAUCAUGAACAGGAUUGAAAAAGGCGUAUUGAGGGAUCCAAUAUACUGCAAGGCUGUCCUGGUGGCUGUAGAUCUUGCGUUCCGCCCUUUGAGCUUAUCUGAGCUAGCCAUACUUGCCGAUAUCCCACCCAGCAUAGAUCCCCGGUCGAUUGUUCAAAAAUGUGGUUCGUUCUUGACAAUCAAGGAAAACACGGUCUAUCUGGUCCAUCAGUCGGCCAAGGAUUAUUUGGAUUCGAGUUAUAGAUCAAGGCUUGACUCCGCUGGUCCUGCAAAAGGGCAUACGGAAAUCAGUAGGCGCUCGAUCAGGAGCCUCUACUCAAUACUGAAGCAAAACGCAUGGAACCUCAGUUCUGGCCUCAAGCCAAAAGACACGAGUCCGCCUGAUCCGGACCCUUUAGCCCCAAUAAGAUACUCUUGCGUUCUCUGGGUUGACCAUCUUUCUUUCCCGAACGAGGAGAGCCCCGACCAAAAAGGGGAACUCAUCGAAGAGGCGUUGACAUUUGAAUUCCUGAGUACCCGGAUCCUCCGCUGGCUUGAGGCUCUGUCCCUAUUGGGACAGCUUUCCGGUGGGGUUCGAUCAAUACGAAUGCUUCUAGAUUUGGCACAGUUCCGGAUGGGCCAGAACUCUCAGCUUGCCAGAUUACUGAAGGAUGCCGAGAGGUUUGUUCUCAGUCACGGAUCGAUCAUAGAAAGGGCUCCACUGCAGGUAUAUGCCUCAGCCCUUAUAUUCAGCCCAACCCUCAGUGACAUCAGAAGAGACCUGUGGGAAGAAAGACUGCCCUUCAUUCAAGCAGUUUCCGGCAUCAAGGGACCAUGGGGUGCGGACCGCCAAACGCUCGAGGGUCAUAGCGACUGGAUUUUAGCAGUCGCUUUUUCUCCGGAUGGUAAGAUGCUAGCUUCGGCUUCAUAUGACACCACCAUCCGAUUGUGGAAUGCAGCAACAGCUGCAACUCAACAGACGCUUGUAGGUCACAGACGAUCUGUUAGAGCCGUUACUUUCUCGCCGGAUAGCACUAUGCUGGCAUCGGCAUCUUCCGACAAUACUAUCCGACUUUGGAAUAACACCACAGGAGCCCUUUAUCGAGUGAUUCCCGGGCAUACUGAUUCAAUUAACUCUGUGGUUUUCUCCCCAGAUGGUAAAAUGCUCGCGUCAGCUUCAUCCGAUCAUACCGUUCGGCUCUGGGAUGCAGUAACCGGCUUGCCUCAAAGUGUAAUUCAAGGCCACCAUCGUUGGAUAUCCGCAGUUGCUAUCUCGCCUGAUGGUAAUAUGCUUGCAUCGGCUUCAUUCGAUUGCACCAUUCGGCUAUGGGACGCAAAAACGGGCGUGAUGUGCCGUAUACUCGAUCGCCAUUACAAACCAGUGAUGGGAAUUUGUUUUUCGCCAGAUGGAAAGAAGAUUGCGUCGGCCUCUGAGGAUACCACUGUUUUAGUCUGGGAUACAGCAACUGGUGAGCUACAACACGAUUUUGAUGGCCAUACGGGUUCAGUGAGAGCAGUCGCUUUUUCACCAGAUGGAAAAAAGAUAGCUUCGGCUUCCUACGAUAAGACCAUCCGGCUUUGGGAUGUGCAGACUGCUGCUACAUACCAAGAGCUCGAAGAGCAUAGAGGAUCUGUGAGUGCAAUUGCCUUCUCGCCAGAUGGCAAAACAUUAUCCUCGGCUUCACAUGAUGGCACUGUCCGGCUCUGGGAGAUGGCGGCAGACUCCCUAGAGUUCGAUACAGAUGGUUACUUCACAUCACAAGCACCAUAUUCGGCACUUCAGGAAAAGCAUAGAUUGAUAAAAGAAGUGACAUUCUCAAUGGAUGGCAGUACGUUAGCGUCGGCUUCAUUGGAUCAUACCAUCCGGCUCUGGGAUCCGAAGACUGGGGUGCUCCAACAGACAUUAGACCAUCCCGAUCUACUGGCGAGGAUACUCGUUUUCUCCCCAGAUGGAAAGAUACUGGCAUCUGUUUUGUCUAGUCGCGCCAUUCUAUUAUGGAGCAUUCCGAAUCGUGCUCCACAAAAUGAGUUUUGGCCUUGUGGAACUGGAGAUAUCAAGGCAGUUACUUUCUCGCCGGAUGGCAAGAUGAUAGCAUCUGUAACGUCGACAGAUAUAGAGAUAUGGAAUGUGGAGACUCUCGCCCGACAGCAGCUAAUCGAGACUCAAUUGAAUCUAGUCAGGGGGGCCGCGUUCUCAGCAGACAACAAGACGCUAGCGUCAGCUUCGUCUGACCGCACCGUCCAGCUCUGGGAUGUCGCAACGGGUACACUCAAAAGAACCCUCGUGGGUCAUCGUGGUCCAGUCCGGGCAAUUGCCUUUUCACAGGAUAGCAAGACCUUAGUUUCGGCCUCAUUGAAUGAUCCUGCCAGAAUCUGGGAUACAGCAACUGGUGCGCUGAAAAUGACGAUUCAAAGCCAAAGCCAACUGAUCAACGAAGUUGCCUUCUCUGGAGAUGGCAAAUAUCUGAAGACAAAUUGCGGAAUCUUUAGACUCUGUGCACGGCCAGCUGCCCCUGACAAUUGUCCCAAAGAGAAGAAUCCCGAUGAAAGCCUGCUGAUCGGAAACGAAUGGAUUCGUCUUGCUGGAGAUAAUCAUCUCUGGCUUCCCAUAGAUUACCGAGCUACUUGCGUAGCUCUACAUGGCAAAACUGCUGUUCUAGGCCAUCGGUCUGGGCGGCUCACGUUUUUGCAACUUGGGGAUUCUCUAGGGAGUACUCAUAUUCGAUAG
This is a messenger RNA of Penicillium coprophilum, 4767 nucleotides long. RefSeq names its product NACHT and WD40 domain protein. The record is from RefSeq and is a predicted model, not a curated record. Gene Ontology annotation, molecular function: protein binding. The coding region runs from base 1 to 4767 and encodes 1588 amino acids. NCBI's taxonomy places the organism in Eukaryota, Fungi, Ascomycota, Eurotiomycetes, Eurotiales, Aspergillaceae. The transcript has 4 exons.